Ostrea edulis (European flat oyster) is the source of this 1200-nucleotide messenger RNA. RefSeq lists its product as uncharacterized. Lineage: Eukaryota; Metazoa; Mollusca; Bivalvia; Ostreida; Ostreidae. Gene Ontology annotation, molecular function: nucleic acid binding. The coding region runs from base 1 to 1200 and encodes 399 amino acids. Gene Ontology annotation, biological process: DNA integration. The record is from RefSeq and is a predicted model, not a curated record. The transcript is spliced from 2 exons.
AUGAUCUGUAUGUUAUCCAUAACACCUGAAAAAUACUCAGAAAUCCAGAGAUCAACAAGAAGUGAACUUGAAACUACCAUACAAACAGAAUGGCCAGACACAAAGAAUGAAUGUCCAUACGAAGUCAGACAGUACUUUGACUCAAGGGAUCAGCUAUCCGUCCUUGACAGCAUUGUGUACAAAGGCAGUCGAAUAGUCAUCCCACCCAGUAUGCAUAAAGACAUGCUUAACCUCUUACACAAGUCUCAUCUGGGAAUAGUCAAAUCAAAGAGCCGUGCCAGGGAAAUCAUGUACUGGCCAGCCAUGAAUGCUGACAUAGAACAAGCUGUAAAUAAUUGCUCGUCAUGUGCAGAGUAUCAGAAACAGCAAAACAGAGAACCUCUCAUGCCAACACCAACCCCAGACCUUCCAUACAGUCGUGUUGGAACUGAUUUAUUUGAAUUUGAGGGCAAGAAAUACCUUAUUCUUGUGGACUAUUAUUCUAAGUACAUUGAUGCUGUACAACUCAGAUCAGAGACAACAGCAGCGAUAAUAGAGGCCAUGAAAACAGUCUUUGCAUGCCAUGGACUUCCAGGGAUACUUCGGUCGGACAAUGGACCACAGUUCAGUUCAGCUACCUUCAAAAACUUCUGCGCAGAACACGGAAUUGAACAUGAAAGAAGUAGUCCCCAUUUUCAAAGCGCAAAUGGUGAGGCUGAGAGAGCAGUACAAACCGUAAAACAUUUAUGGAUGAAGUGUGAAGACAAGCAGCUCGCACUCUUAGACUAUAGGACAACACCGCUGGAAAAUAUCCAACUGUCACCAGCUCAAAUCCUAAUGGGACGCAGACCUAGAAACACGUUGCCAGCAUCACAAGAUCUUCUGAAGCCGAUAACGCAUGAUCUCAGAAAAGUAAAGCAACACCUUAACGCACAGAAAGCUAAGCAGAAAUUUUACUAUGACAGAAGAAAUGUCAAGGAGUUGUCACCCCUAGAAAAUGGUACAACAGUCAGAAUAGAAACACCUGGCUCGAAAUCCUUAUCUUCAGGUGAAAACCCACAGGAUGAAGAAGACGACCCUAUUGAAGACAGCUGUUUCAAUGAGUCUGCCAUAGAAAAUGCUGCUACACCUCUCGUCAGAGACAUACCCGCCAAUCACAGUAAUGCACUCCAAACCAGAUCUGGACGAAUCGUAAAACCUCCAGUGAAACUUAACUUGUGA